Molecule: messenger RNA, 1371 nt
Organism: Lactuca saligna
Lineage: Eukaryota; Viridiplantae; Streptophyta; Magnoliopsida; Asterales; Asteraceae
Source: the annotation of a GenBank genome assembly
AAACGAUGAAUAAUAUAUUGACAAAGCGUCUUUAGUCAGCAACCCUUUCCACCAUUAAAAAUGGAGUAAUAUAUACUCUGACGGCCCAUAUACAUUCCACAGACGGCACACUUCGAUCAUCUCACUCUCAUCGGAAUCUGUUUCACGGCUACCAUUUCCAUAGAUUCGGCUGGGAUUUGGCACAUCACCCUCUUCUCUUCUGCUUCAUCUUCUUCGAAUCAACCCAGCCGAGUCACACUCGCUUCCACUCUUCCUUCUCUACAUCGCAAUCAUGACUUUGUCAAUUGUCCAAGGGUUCAGCAAAUCUCUUGCCAUGACCGUUCUCUCUGAAAUUGGUGACAAGACGUUUUUCGCAGCUGCCAUCUUGGCAAUGCGUCACCCAAGGAGACAUGUCUUGGCGGGAUGCCUUACAGCUCUCAUCGUAAUGACCAUUCUUUCCGCUGCUGUUGGCAUGGCUGCUCCGAACCUGAUCUCAAGAACAUUGUCAAAGCAUAUAACCACUGUGUUGUUCUUCGGUUUUGGACUAUGGUCUUUAUGGGAUGCAUAUCAUGAUGGGGAAUCUGAAGAGUUGGCUGAAGUUGAAGCUGAAUUGGAUGCCAACAUAAAACCAACUAAAUCAGAUAACAAGGCUGAUGAUGAUUUAAAGAAAAAAACCAGACCAUUGUUGACUCAAUUCUUCUCACCCAUUUUUCUAAAGGCUUUUUCUAUAACUUUUUUUGGAGAAUGGGGUGACAAAAGUCAGUUGGCUACAAUAGGUUUGGCUGCAGCUGAGAAUCCAUUGGGUGUUGUUCUUGGAGGAAUCUUAGGGCAAGCAUUGUGUCAAACUGCUGCUGUGUUUGGAGGGAAAAGUUUAGCGACUCAAAUAUCUGAGAGAUUUAUUGCAUUAUCGGGUGGAGUUCUUUUCAUUCUUCUAGAAAAAAUAGGAAUGAAGCACAGUUGAAUGAAGAAAAAAAAUACUGGCUUUUUAACAUUUUGAUAAAGUUAAAGAAUUUUAAAAAAAUAGAAAAGGAGUUAUUGUCCUUUUGUAGUUGAAAACUUGAUGCAUUUUGCCAACACAACACUUGUGGUGUUUUAUCUAUAUCUUGUUUUUGCAUACAUUAAAUACUUAGAAAGUGUUUGGUAUGAUGGAAUCAAGAAAGAAAUGGAAUGGAAUCUUUCAUUCCAUAGAAUGAACGAUUCCUAGAACCUAAAAGAAUGUGAUUCCUUAAAACUUUGUUCAUUUUUAAGUUUUCUUUUUUCUUUAUUCCAUGGUGGAAUAGAAUGGAAAUUUGAAAUGACAUUUUUUUUUUCAUUAAGUAUAUAAUUUUAUCAAAAUCACAAAAAUUAUUGUUUUUGUUAUAGCUUAUUUGAGGUUUAAUAAGCUUAUGUUAU